AUGCAUAGACGACAGUUUUUUCAGGAAUAUCAUAGUCCGCAACAGCAGCAAGGACAUUCACCAAGAUCGGAAUAUCAAGUUCUCGAAGAAAUCGGGAGAGGCUCAUUUGGGUCCGUACGAAAAGUCAUCCAUAUACCCACCAAGAAACUUCUGGUUAGAAAAGACAUUAAAUAUGGCCAUAUGAAUAGCAAGGAGAGGCAACAGUUGAUCGCCGAAUGUAGUAUUCUGUCGCAAUUGAAACAUGAAAAUAUAGUGGAAUUCUAUAAUUGGGACUUCGAUGAACAAAAGGAAGUGCUGUAUCUUUACAUGGAGUACUGCUCCAGAGGUGACUUAUCUCAAAUGAUUAAGCAUUAUAAACAGGAACAUAAAUACAUACCGGAGAAGAUCGUGUGGGGUAUUUUGGCGCAAUUAUUAACUGCACUUUAUAAAUGUCAUUACGGUGUCGAAUUGCCGACUUUAACCACAAUAUAUGAUCGAAUGAAGCCACCAGCGAAGGGGAAAAACAUUGUCAUCCAUCGUGAUUUGAAACCAGGUAAUAUAUUCUUGAGUUAUGACGAUAGUGACAACAGCCUCAGUGAAGAAGUAGACGGUCACGACGAAGUAAACAAAAAUUAUUACAGAGACCGUAGAGUAAAUUCACGCAAAAAAGGAAGUUCUAUGGAUUACAGCCAAGUAGUAGUUAAACUGGGUGAUUUUGGGCUGGCCAAGUCUCUAGAGACUAGUAUUCAAUUUGCUACCACAUAUGUGGGUACACCAUACUAUAUGUCGCCUGAAGUGUUGAUGGAUCAGCCAUACUCGCCACUAUCCGACAUUUGGUCACUGGGUUGUGUUAUAUUUGAAAUGUGCUCAUUGCAUCCCCCAUUCCAGGCAAAAAAUUAUCUGGAAUUACAAACCAAGAUCAAAAACGGGAAAUGCGACACUGUUCCCGAGUACUAUUCUAGGGGACUUAAUGCCAUAAUACAUUCAAUGAUAGACGUGAAUUUGAGGACCAGGCCUUCCACUUUUGAAUUAUUGCAAGAUAUUCAGAUACGGACAGCAAGAAAGUCGUUGCAAUUAGAGAGAUUUGAAAGAAAGUUAUUAGACUAUGAAAAUGAACUGACAAACAUCGAAAAAAUCCUGGAGAAGCAAGCCAUUGAAUAUGAAAGAGAACUAAGCCAACUAAAGGAGCAGUUUACACAGGCUGUGGAAGAGCGAGCCAGAGAAGUAGUGAACGGUAAGAAAAUAGGUAAAGUUCCAGAGUCUAUAAACGGAUAUUAUGGUAAAAAAUUCUCCAAGCCUGCAUACCACUGGCAAACUCGAUAUCGAUAA
This is a messenger RNA of Saccharomyces kudriavzevii IFO 1802, 1308 nucleotides long. RefSeq names its product serine/threonine protein kinase KIN3 (gene KIN3). Lineage: Eukaryota; Fungi; Ascomycota; Saccharomycetes; Saccharomycetales; Saccharomycetaceae. Gene Ontology annotation, molecular function: protein kinase activity; ATP binding. The record is from RefSeq and is a predicted model, not a curated record. Gene Ontology annotation, biological process: chromosome segregation; protein phosphorylation. The coding region runs from base 1 to 1308 and encodes 435 amino acids. The transcript has a single exon. Gene Ontology annotation, cellular component: cytoplasm; centrosome; nucleus.